CAGUGGGCCUUUCUAAACUUGAAAAGCUACUACUUGGUAGCUCUGCACCACUGGGCAAGCCUCAGAAACUCAAUGAGAAAAACACUUUAGAAAGAGAAACUUGACUCUAUCAUGUAUACCACUGGUUCCAGGGGCCACUCCCCUGCUUUCGUGCAGCCUCAGAAUGGAAACAGCCAUCGCUCAUCUGGCUAUGUUCCAGGGAAGGUUGUUCCACUGCGCCCCCCUCCUCCUCCAAAGAACCAAGCCUCAGCCAAGCUUACCUCCAUCAGACAGGAAGCACGGGCCACCUUUGCUGUCUCACCCGAAGAACAGCAAGCCCAGAGAGACAGCCGGAAGCAGAAGAGACACAAAAAUACAUUCAUUUGCUUUGCUAUUACCAGUUUCUCCUUUUUUGUUGCGCUUGCAAUCAUUUUAGGAAUAUCCUCAAAAUAUGCUCCAGAUGAGAAUUGCCCAGAUCAGAAUCCUCGUCUCAGGAACUGGGAUCCAGGACAAGAUUCUGCAAAACAAGUUAUUAUAAAGGAAGGAGAUAUGUUCCGUCUGACCUCAGAUGCCACAGUGCAUUCUAUAGUUAUUGAAGAUGGAGGACUGCUUGUAUUUGGGGAUGAUAAAGACGGAUUCAGAAAUAUUACUUUGAGAACUCGAUUCAUCCUGAUAAAGGAUGGGGGAGCGCUUCAUAUUGGAGCAGAAAAAUGCCGCUAUCAGUCCAGAGCGACAAUCACCUUGUAUGGCAAGUCAGAUGAAGGUGAAAAUAUGCCAACAUUUGGCAAAAAGUUUAUUGGUGUGGAAGCUGGAGGGACUCUGGAGCUGCAUGGGGCACGGAAAGCAUCAUGGACAUUGCUGGCAAGGACAUUGCCUUCUUCGGGCUUGACCUUUGGGGCUUACAGCUUUGAGAAGGAUUUUUCCAGGGGUCUCAAUGUGAGGCUCAUUGACCAAGACACGGGCAAGAUUUUGGAAAGUCUGAGGUUUGAUACUCAUGAGUAUCACAAUGAGAGCAGACGACUUGAGGAAUUUCUCAGGGUCCAGGAUCCCGGACGGAUCGUUGCGAUUGCUGUUGGAGACUCAGCAGCCAAAAGUCUCCUACAAGGAACCAUACAAAUGAUCCAGGAGCGGCUGGGCAGUAAGCUGAUUCAAGGCCUGGGCUACAGGCAAGCUUGGGCCUUGGUUGGUGUCAUUGAUGGUGACAGUACAUCUUCCAAUGAAUCUGUGAGGAACUAUGAAAAUCACAGUAGCGGAGGAAAAGCUCUAGCCCAAAGAGAAUUUAAUACUGUGGAUGGUCAGAAGUUUGCUGUGACAGCUUAUAGUGAAUGGAUUGAAGGAGUUUCCCUUUCAGGAUUUCGGGUGGAAGUUGUAGAUGGGGUGAAACUUCAUUUGCUGGAUGAUGUUAGUAGCUGGAAAGCAGGAGACCAGAUUGUGGUUGCAAGUACAGACUAUUCCAUGUACCAAGCAGAAGAGUUCACUCUUCUCCCCUGUCCUGAAUGCAGCCGAUUCCAGGUCAAAGUCAAAGAAAUCCCUCAGUUCCUGCAUAUGGGUGAGAUCAUAGAUGGUGUAGAUAUGAGAGCUGAGGUUGGAAUCCUUACUCGGAAUGUUUUGAUUCAAGGAGAAAUGGAAGACUCAUGCUAUGGUGAAAACUUGUGUCAGUUCUUUGAUUAUGACACCUUUGGAGGACAUGUCAUGAUAAGUAAGAAUUUUACUUCAGUUCAUCUCUCGUAUGUGGAGCUGAAACACAUGGGGCAGCAGCAGCUGGGACACUAUCCAGUUCAUUUCCACCUGUGUGGCGAUGUGGAUUCUAAAGGAGGGUACCGAACUGGCACACUCGUGGAUGGCCUGUCCAUCCAUCACAGCUUCUCCCGGUGUAUCACAGUGCAGGGCACUAAUGGCUUGCUGAUCAAAGACACCAUUGGCUUUGACACACUAGGCCACUGUUUCUUCUUGGAGGAUGGUAUUGAACAGAGAAAUACUUUGUUUCACAAUCUGGGACUCCUCACCAAACCAGGCACCCUUCUCCCCACUGAUCGGAAUAAUUCUAUAUGUACCACCAUGCGAGAGAAAGUGUUUGGGAAUUAUGUUCCUGUACCUGCCACUGACUGCAUGGCUGUUUCAACUUUCUGGAUUGCUCAUCCCAACAACAAUCUGAUUAAUAAUGCAGCUGCAGGCUCACAGGAUGCUGGAAUAUGGUAUUUAUUUCACAAGGAAGCUACUGGGGAGUCCAGUGGAUUGCAGCUCUCAGCAAAGCCUGAACUCACCCCAUUGGGCAUCUUUUAUAACAACAGAGUCCAUUCAAGUUUUAAGGCUGGCUUAUUCAUUGACAAGGGUGUCAAAACAACCAAUGCUAGUGCUGCUGACCCAAGGGAAUACCUCUCUUUGGAUAACAGUGCAAGGUUUCGGCCUCAUCAGGAUGCAGACCCUGAAAAGCCACGUGUUGCUGCUUUAAUUGAUAGGCUCAUUGCCUUUAAAAAUAAUGACCAUGGAGCUUGGAUCAGAGGAGGGGACAUCAUUGUGCAGAAUUCAGCAUUCGCAGACAAUGGAAUUGGACUGACCUUUGCCAGUGAUGGAAGCUUCCCAAGUGAUGAAGGUUCCAGCCAGGAAGUGUCUGAAUCACUCUUUGUAGGGGAGAGCAGAAAUUACGGCUUUCAUGGUGGCCAGAACAAGUAUGUAGGCACUGGGGGUGUAGACCAGAAAUCUCGGACAUUACCCAGGAAUAGGACAUUUCCAAUUAGAGGCUUCCAGAUUUAUGAUGGACCCAUUCAUCUUACUAGAUGCACUUUCAAAAAAUACGUUCCUACUCCAGAUAGGUAUACCAGUGCUAUUGGCUUUCUCAUGAAGAAUUCUUGGCAAAUGACCCCCAGGAAUAACAUUUCCCUUGUGAAAUUUGGUCCACAUGUGUCUCUGAAUGUCUUCCUUGGAAAGCCUGGCCCCUGGUUUGAAGACUGUGAGCUGGACGGUGAUAAGAACUCCAUAUUCCAUGACAUUGAUGGCUCUGUGACAGGAUACCAGGAUGCAUAUGUGGGACGGAUAGACAACUACCUGAUUCGCCACCCAAGCUGUAUAAAUGUGACCAAGUGGAAUGCAGUGGUGUGCAGUGGGAGCUAUGCCCAGGUCUAUGUACAGACCUUGAGCACUCAGAAUCUUUCCAUGACCAUCGUCCGAGAUGAAUAUCCUGCCAACCCCAUGGUGCUCCGAGGCAUUAACCAGAAGGCCACCUUUCCACAGUACCAGCCUGUGAUCAUGCUGGAGAAGGGAUACACCAUCCACUGGAAUGGCCUGGCACCACGAACUGCUUUUCUAUACCUCAUAAAUUUCAAUAAGAAUGACUGGAUUCGAGUUGGCCUCUGCUACCCAUCCAACACAAGCUUUCAGGUCACCUUUGGCUUUUUGCAGCGGCAAAAUGGCUCAUUAUCCAGAAUGGAGGAUUACGAGUCUGUGAGCUCCCUGGAAGAGCUGCAGAGGAAGCAGUUUGAAAGGAAAUUCUAUUUUGACUCUGCCACAGGGCUAUUAUUUUUGUAUCUCAAAGCCACAAGUCACAGGGAUGGCCACAGUUACUGUUCAUCUCAGGGUUGCGAAAGAGUCAAGAUCCAGGCAGUAACAGACUCAAAAGACAUCAGUAACUGCAUGGCCAGAGCAUAUCCACGGUAUUACAGAAAGCCAUCAGCACUCAAGCCAAUGCAGUCCAUGCUCCAAGGUCUCUGCCAGAGCUGUGGGACCCAGCAGAUGGUGUUUACAAGUGAUCCUCAUAAAACCUACCUCCCCGUGCAAUUCCUGUCCCCUAGUAAAACAGAAACUCAACGUGGAGACCCGUCUGUUAUUUCUCUCAACGGCACUGACUUCCCCUUCCGAACUGCUGGUGUCUUGAUCCUCCUUGUGGAUGCCUGUACUGUUCCCUUCCGGUUGACAGAAAAGAAGGUUUUCUCUCUGGCUGAUGUCAGUAACAUGGAAGCGUAUCUAAAAACAGGCAUUCAUCCAAGGUCAAUCAUCCUGUUGAGCACAAGAGGAGAAAUAAAACAUUGGAAUAUUUCAGAUUCAUUAGUACCUCUGGGAUUAGCUAAACCGGCUCAUCUCUCUAACAAAGGGAGCACCAUAUUUUUGGGAUUCAGUGGAAAUUUUAAACCAUCAUGGACUAAGCUAUUUACCAGUCCUGCGGGCCAGGGCCUUGGGCUGCUUGAACAGUUCAUACCGCUGCAGCUGGAUGAAUAUGGCUGUCCCCGUGCCAGCACUGUCCAGAGAAGAGAUCUGGAGCUAUUAAAGCAAACUUCAAGAGCACAUUAAGAACUAAUUGUAACUUAAGUGCUGGGAGUUGGGGGGGGGGGGGAAUGUGAACUAACUUAUUUAAUUUAUAGUAUUUUAAAAAAUGACACUGUUAACCUAAGGGAACCAUUUUCUUAUCUUGUACAGAAAGGAGGAUAAAAGAGUUUAAAGGGAUUGCUUGAAUGCCAGCGCAUGCACCUUCUAGUUGUACAAAAUGUUAAAGAAUCUAUUUGUAUUGUUAAGUCUGGUCUAUUAGGAGAGAGAUUCUGGCAUGCCUCACCUUCCACCCCCAGGUUGUGUAAGGACCACAUGCAGUAUUUUGACCAUGCAUAAUGGACUGUGGGAUAGAAAGUCUGAGUCAGCCUGAAUCCUUAAGAGCAUUUCUCAAACUUUUCCUGACCAUAGACCCCAUCCUAACCUUAUUUCCUUCCCAUCCUUUCCUAGUCUUGUGCAGAAGAU
This is a messenger RNA of Suncus etruscus (white-toothed pygmy shrew), 4701 nucleotides long. RefSeq names its product cell migration inducing hyaluronidase 2 (gene CEMIP2). Bases 112 to 4263 code for a protein of 1383 amino acids. NCBI's taxonomy places the organism in Eukaryota, Metazoa, Chordata, Mammalia, Eulipotyphla, Soricidae. The transcript has 24 exons. The record is from RefSeq and is a predicted model, not a curated record.